Messenger RNA from Pseudonaja textilis, 1449 nucleotides. The record is from RefSeq and is a predicted model, not a curated record. NCBI's taxonomy places the organism in Eukaryota, Metazoa, Chordata, Lepidosauria, Squamata, Elapidae.
AUGGCGACCCGCGACCGCGUGGCCCAGGCCAAGGCGCGCGCGGAGCGGGCCCGGCCGCCCACGGUGCCGGUGCCGCAGGUGGAGAUCGUGCCGGGGCGGCUGACGGAGGGAGAAUGGCUGUCGCUGCUGGCCUACGAGGACGGGGAGGACGUGGCGGGCGACAUACUGGCGGCGCUGCUGGACCAGGCGCUGGCCGAGUGCUACAAGGUCUACCUGGCCCGGCAGUGUGUGCCCUACGUGAUCGCCCAGGCGCGGGAGGCGAUGCUGCAGAUCGUGGAGUGGCGCUUCCUGGUGCGGGACGGGGGCGAGAGCGACGUGCCUGCGGACCCGGCCUGGCAGGAGGACGAAGAGCCGGCCGCCUCCAUCCCCGACUCUUGGGCCCAGGGCUCCGUGCCGCUGCUGCAAACCGUGCCCAGCCCGGAGUUGGAGUCCCCCGGUUCUGCAUCGGCAGCGGUGAAAGGACCCAACCGGGACUCCCUUGCUGAUCACCCUUUCCUCCAGGUUCCUGCCGUCAAAGUGCCGGAGGAGGAAGCGCCUGCCCUCUGGGAGCUGCCAGGCGAGGAAACCACCCAGGCUGAGGUGCCCCUCCAGUGUGGAGAGGAACUGACCUGGAAACGGCCCCUGUCGGAAGCCAAGCCUCCCAAGCCCAAGACAAGGAGGGGGCUGCCGAAGGGCCAGGCUGAGUUCCCACCCAGGGCUGCCUCUCCUAGGCUCUCCUUCAAAAGCAGGCCGUCCUGCCAGCUGCUCCCCCAGCACUCGGUUAAAAUGGAUGCCGGCGCGAAGACCGUCUCUGGGAAGAAGGGGCUGCCUGGGGCGAAGGUGUCCCAGGGCCCCCUGGAAGUGAGCUCCCUGCUAGGCAGCGCGCAGCCCCUGCUGCCUUCCUCCUGCAGCAACCUCCUCCGCAUCCAGAUGGGCCGUCCGCCCAACAUCAGGGAUGUUUUCUAUGACGAGAUGGGCAACGUCACGCUGGUGCCUCACCUGGAUCUGAGCCGCUUGCCUAAGCGGUGGAUCAAGCCCACCGUGGAAGUGGUGGACCCCAACGUUGAGUCGAGGUGCCAGGAGACGCUGAAGAUGGUCUCGGGCCGCUGCAAGCAGCGCCAUCCACCGAGUGGCUCUGUUAAGCGGGCCCCUGCAGAUCAAAGCAGCCUCCGGGCUCAGGGGCCAGAGGAGGACCCCGUGAAGUCCAGGCGGAAGGCCUGCCCGGAGCAGGCGGCCUAUUCUCCUCUCCUACCGGGAAAGACCCUGGAGCCCACCAGCUUUGUGUUUGUCAAGCCCAACUUGCUGGCAGAGACGGUUGACCUGGCCCCGGGAGUGAGCCUGCGCCGUGCCGGCAGUGGCUCUCUGAGCGCACGUAUGCAGCCUGCAGAAGAUGUCAAGGAGGCGGACGGGCCCUUCCUUCAGGAGCCACGGCUUCUGCCAAACCUGUGCCCCAAAGCUGUGCUGGGAUGA